Messenger RNA from Vanessa atalanta (red admiral), 672 nucleotides. RefSeq names its product gastrula zinc finger protein XlCGF49.1-like. Gene Ontology annotation, molecular function: DNA-binding transcription factor activity, RNA polymerase II-specific; RNA polymerase II cis-regulatory region sequence-specific DNA binding. Gene Ontology annotation, biological process: central nervous system development; regulation of transcription by RNA polymerase II. NCBI's taxonomy places the organism in Eukaryota, Metazoa, Arthropoda, Insecta, Lepidoptera, Nymphalidae. The transcript has a single exon. The record is from RefSeq and is a predicted model, not a curated record. Gene Ontology annotation, cellular component: nucleus. The coding region runs from base 1 to 672 and encodes 223 amino acids.
AUGAAAAGUUAUUUAAUAACUCACUUACGUUUGCAUAAUGGUUUUCUAGGAAAGACUUACGCUUGUAACUUUUGUAAGUAUAUUUCUUUUCAUAAAAAUUCAUUGAAGUUACAUAUUAGAACUCACACAGGUGAAAAACCAUAUGAGUGUCAUAGUUGUCACAAGAAAUUUAGUCAAAAAGGUAAUUUAGAACUCCAUAGUAGAACUCACACAGGUGAAAAACCAUAUGAGUGUCAUAGUUGUCACAAGAAAUUUCGUCAUAAAUGUACUUUGGAACUCCAUAUUAGAACUCACACAGGUGAAAAACCAUAUGAAUGUCAAAGUUGUCACAAGAAAUUUAGUCAUAAAGGUAAUUUAGAACUCCAUAUUAGAACUCACACAGGUGAAAAACCAUAUGAAUGUCAAAGUUGUCACAAGAAAUUUAGUCAUAAAGGUAAUUUAGAACUCCAUAUUAGAACUCACACAGGUGAAAAACCAUAUGAAUGUCAAAGUUGUCACAAGAAAUUUAGUCAUAAGAGUAAUUUAGAACUCCAUAUUAGAACUCACACAGGUGAAAAACCAUAUGAAUGUCAAAGUUGUCACAAGAAAUUUAGUCAUAAGAGUAAUUUAGAACGCCAUAUUAGAACUCACACAGGUGAAAAACCAUAUGAACGUCCUAUUAGUCAAAAGUAA